UUUUACUCAAGAAUAGGAGUUGAUGUAUUAUAUACGAGAAAUUAACAUUAUGGGUUAAUCAAAAUAUCUAAUACAGAUGCGUUAACAUCAGAUCCAUUUGAACCUCUGCCAUAACCAGCAGGUCCUAUUAUUGUGCUCACAUAACGUGUGGCCCCAUAUAAUCUAAUCCAUGCUGAAGUUACUCCAUUACUGCGAAUCAUAUAGUAGAUUAACCAUGAAUUUCUCACGCGAUCCAAAUAAAAAUAAAUGACAAAAUGCCCCUCCAUUAAUACAUUGACACAUCCACUUCAUCUAUUCUUCCUUUUGUCUUUCAUGAACUGAUUGUUCUUUUUUUAUUCUUCCUUUGAAUGGAACGUGUCUUGCUGUCUUUCCGUGAUGAUCAUUGAAUCCCGUCUCGUUGUUAUCCUGCUCACUUUCACAGCUGGAGGUCUAUUCUUGGCCAUAUCCCACCACACGGCCAAUCUCCAUAAUUAUAAACCCAUUGCAAUCGAUAUUCUCGACCAUGCUCACAUACAUAAUGACAAUACUCCGCUAGGAGAAUAUAACUAUUGCCAGGCAUCACGGCCAACGUUGAAGACAUAUCCAUCACCUAAGUUAAAGGGAUCAACCUUGAUGAAUUCACAGAUCUUUAUUCGUCAUGGCGAUCGCACGCCAAUUGCUGUCCUACCAUUAGAUUUAAAUCUGACGUGGGACUGCACUAAUGCGGAUGCAUUUGCCUUCACAGGAUUCCGUACAAAAAAGGACGAACGUGCACCUUUUCAGUACGCUAACGUGGUUGCUCAUCAAGUCGUUACAACCUCGGGAUCACCUUUUGCUGCAACACGUAUGUGGAAGGGCAACUGUAUGCCGGGCCAAUUGACACCUGUAGGAGCCAUGCAGCAUCGCAAACUGGGCGCAGCUCUUCGUCAGAUCUAUGUUGAUAAUCUAAAAUCGCUACCUGCUGACUAUGACCCCGAAACUGUUUACAUUCGCAGUACUGACUUUUGGCGUACAAAGCAGAGUGCGGAGAAUUUUAUGGCAGGACUCUAUGGCAUUCAGCACCACUCAGAAUCUUCACCGCCUCCUGUGUUGCAUAUUCAUACUCUUCCAACUGAGAUUGACUAUCUGACUAUAAAUUCUGGGGCCUGCCCGCGCGUCUCACAAUUGCGAACCGCGAUUGGCAAGUCCUCCGAGGCCUUAAGGAAGCUACGAGAGGAUAAUGUUGAGUUCAAUAACGAGUUGAUUGAGAUCUUGGGCGAAGAAAAAUCAUGGUCUGGUUAUUUGGACACGGUCAUGCCCAGGAUAUGUCAUAAAAUGCCAUUGCAAUGCAAUGGAGAUAAAUGUGUGACCUCUAAGGCAGCCAAAAGGAUACUUGACAAUGUUCAUGUCCAAAAUACAGUGAUGUAUCGAGAUGGCAACGGCGUGCUUGAGUUGUUGCAAUUAGGUAUCGGACCUUUGGCAAGUGAUAUUAAGCAGAACUUGUUAAUAGCCAAGGAAGGUAAUAGCAAAGUCCGGUUGAGCUUUUACUCUGGGCAUGACACGACCAUCCAGCCAUUGCUGGGUAUGUUUGACGCUGAAGACCAGCAAUGGCCUCCUUAUGCAUCAAACAUAAUACUAGAACUCUGGAAAUCCUCCCCCGGUGAGCACUUUGUCCGUGUCCUUUACAAUGGCGAGGUUCUCGAUGUGAAAUCGAACUGGUGUGAUCUUGAGUGGUGUCCUUUUGAUACCUUCAUUAAGUAUCUGGACAGAUUUAUUCUUAAAGACCUCAUGGCAAAAUGCCAGAGUCAGUAAAAUAAAAGCUUUGAUAGCAGAGAGUAAAUAUGUGUAAAAG
Lobosporangium transversale is the source of this 1810-nucleotide messenger RNA. RefSeq names its product histidine phosphatase superfamily. The record is from RefSeq and is a predicted model, not a curated record. Gene Ontology annotation, molecular function: phosphatase activity. The transcript has 5 exons. Gene Ontology annotation, biological process: dephosphorylation. Bases 376 to 1770 code for a protein of 464 amino acids. NCBI's taxonomy places the organism in Eukaryota, Fungi, Mortierellomycota, Mortierellomycetes, Mortierellales, Mortierellaceae.